AAGCGCUCUACACAUUUCAAAUGAACAUCGUACGGAGUUUUCAUUGGUCAGAUGUGGAGGGGUAAAUUACAAGGGCACGCAUAUGAUUGGUUAACAGAAUUAAGUCCAGCUGAGAGCAACGAAACGCACACGGGAAAGUGUUUCUCGAGACCCAUUUAAUUGGCCGGUGCGAGCGCAGUCAAGUGAGUCACUCGCCGCGCGGUGCUCUUGCAAGUUGGACAGACGCAUUUCGAUUGCUCCAAGUGUCAAGACACAGAUUUCAUGUUUUGACUGGGCUGUCUAUUAAUGAUCAACAGAAGAAGCGAACAUGAAGUCAAAAGUAUUGCUUGAUAAACACGACGAGCCAGUCAAGAAGGGCACAACCUUGCUGACGGCCAAGCCCUUCGCCUACGUGCUCAAGUCCAAACUUCAGGGACAGAGAUGUGAUUUUUGCUUCAAAAGAACUGACGUGAGGAGGUGCUCUGGUUGCCGGUUUGUACAUUAUUGUGGACAGGUCUGCCAAAGAGAAGCUUGGCCUGAGCACAGUGCUGAAUGUGCUGGUUUUAAGAAAGUUGCACCUCGAAUAGUCCCAGACUGCGCUCGCUUAAUGGGCAGGAUAAUUAUGAAGUUAAAGAAAGGAGGUGAUGAAGAAAAGGGUCAAAUCACCAGCAUUAGAUACAGAAAGUUUAAGGAUUUGAUGUCCCAUUAUUCCGAUUUGAAAAACGAUGCUAAGAGAAUGGAACAUUUUGAGUCUUUGGUAGCAGUUUUGAGUGCGUACCUUGGCCAAAACAAUUUACCAAACACCGUUGAGCUUAUGGGAAUCUUCGGAAGGAUUUGCGUCAACAGCUUCAACAUCCUUGACACUGACAUGAUCAGUUUGGGCACUGGCAUUUACUUGGCUGCUACCAUCAUUGACCACUCAUGUCGGCCGAACGCAGUAGCUGUUUUCGAAGGCACAACUAUUUAUAUUCGCUCCACUCAGGAUAUGCCAAGUCUAGAUUGGACAAAGAUAAGAAUCUCAUACAUUGAUCUCUUGAGUAGCUCUCACGACAGGAGAAAAGAGCUGCAUGCAAAUUACUAUUUUCUGUGCGAUUGCGCCCACUGUGCUGAUGUUGACAGUGAGAGCAAAUUUCUCAACUCAAUGCAGUGCAGCAAUUCUGGCUGUGACGGUGCCAUCCCAUUUGCACAGAAGGAGGACGACCACCUGAAAUGCCCAAAGUGCACACAGCAAGUGAAACCGUCGCGAAUUGCUGAUUAUCAAGAAGCUGCUACAUUCACUCAGGAACAGUUGGAAAACAUGAAAGACGUUGCUUAUCUGGAUGUUUGUCGAGUUGUCUUAAGAAAACAAGGCGACCUGUUCCACCCUCUGAACCUUCUGCGAGCCAAGACUCUGGAUUCAGCUUUUGAAAGUGCUAUUGAACUACAGCAAUGGGAAGAUGCUGCUGACUGUGGUCGUAGUCUGUUACCUGCCUACCACCACUAUUACGGCCCAACUCAUCCAUUGGUUGGAAUUCUCUAUCUCAAGUUGGCGAAGAUUCAAAACCUCACUGGCAGCAGCGAGGCCUUUGAAAAUGCCAAGAAAGCAGAAAGUAUAAUCACCAUCACGCAUGGAAGAAACAGCAGUCUGUACAGAGAACAACUGCUACCCCUAAUGCAUCAACUGAGAAGUUAAAUAGGAACUGUGAAAUUUUUUUGAAGCAUAUUUUUCCAGUGGCCAGUUUUAUUAAGCCACAAAAGUAGGGACGUGUCUGUGACACAUAUUUUUUACCAUAGUUUAAUUUUUCUUUAUUUAAAAAGCUGACUUAAAAAGUGGCUAAAUUCCAAAAAUCAUAAUAUUUUAUAAAAAAUUUCCCAGUACAUAAAUGUUUUCCUGUUGAACAAAUAUUUCAUGUUCAAACAAUUUUUUUAUGCUUCAUGUAUAACUGCAUUAAAAUAUUUGUUUGAAAUGGAUUCAAAUAUUUACUUGUUAAUCAACUGAAUGCUCUUAACAAGGGGUUAUAUUUCACUGUAUAUAUUUUGUUUGUUGAUUUGCUUUGCCCGGAUUUUUAAAAAUUUAUUGAAAACGGAGUUUUAUUUCAUUUUUGAGGAAAUUAAUUAUAUUAAAAAAAUAGCAAUUGGAAAAUAAUCCCCUCUCUUGUUUUAUUCAUCCAAUUUUUGUUUAUUUUUAUAAAAAAAAAUAUGUAAAAUAUAAAGUGAGUUAGCAAGAAAACUUUUAGUGGUAAGUAAUUGUAGGAAAAAAAUAUACCAGGAAAAAACAUAUAUGUAAUAUAAUUAGAUACAUGAUGACCUCGACUUAGUUCUUGGUUCCAGGUACUUUUCUUUUCGCUGUAAGGCCUGCUGAUAAUAUUUAUAUGUAUAUACUUUUUCUUUGGAAAAUCUUGUACUGGAACAAAAAAUUAUUAG
Messenger RNA from Neocloeon triangulifer, 2382 nucleotides. It is a transcript of the gene Smyd3, whose product is annotated as histone-lysine N-methyltransferase SMYD3. The coding region runs from base 308 to 1651 and encodes 447 amino acids. The record is from RefSeq and is a predicted model, not a curated record. Gene Ontology annotation, molecular function: protein binding. NCBI's taxonomy places the organism in Eukaryota, Metazoa, Arthropoda, Insecta, Ephemeroptera, Baetidae. Gene Ontology annotation, cellular component: nucleus. The transcript has 11 exons.